Polypterus senegalus (gray bichir) is the source of this 4255-nucleotide messenger RNA. Its product is annotated as sodium/glucose cotransporter 1-like. The record is from RefSeq and is a predicted model, not a curated record. The coding region runs from base 120 to 2207 and encodes 695 amino acids. Gene Ontology annotation, biological process: transmembrane transport; sodium ion transport. Gene Ontology annotation, molecular function: D-glucose:sodium symporter activity. The transcript has 15 exons. Gene Ontology annotation, cellular component: plasma membrane. NCBI's taxonomy places the organism in Eukaryota, Metazoa, Chordata, Cladistia, Polypteriformes, Polypteridae.
UUUUUGACUGAGUGAUGGUGACCUGAGCUCAGGAGGGCUGCCUUUUAGGGAGGCAGUGGAACAAGGAAGAGAGAACCAAAUUUAAUGUGUAUGCGAUUGCACCAGUGAGUUGAUUAUUAAUGAUUUGUGUAUCCAAGCCCUGGUUAGCAUUUAUAAAGAAAAGCAAAGAACUCUGCACUUCAUUUUGGAAAGAGGCACCAGACUCCAAUGCCAGCAUGACAGACGCCAGUCUUACAGGGUCGGCAAGAAGCUGGACGUCCACUCCCUCUCCGUCAACUGAUGACAGCAUGGCCAUCAACAAUGCGGCUGAUAUUUCAGUGAUUGUGGUCUACUUCAUCCUGGUUUUGGCCAUUGGCAUAUGGGCAAUGAUACGCAGCAACCGAGGCACUGUGGGAGGAUUUUUUCUGGCAGGGCGCAGCAUGGUUUGGUGGCCAAUCGGUGCCUCUCUGUUUGCCAGUAAUAUUGGCAGCGGUCACUUUGUCGGCUUGGCUGGGACAGGAGCAGCGGCUGGGAUUGCAAUUGGAGGCUUUGAAUGGAACGCAUUGGUGAUGGUUCUUCUGCUUGGAUGGCUGUUCGUGCCGAUCUACAUUAAAGCUGGGGUGGUGACCAUGCCUGAAUAUUUAAAGAAGCGAUUUGGGGGCCAGCGUAUCCGCAUCUACCUGUCUAUCCUCUCCCUACUCCUGUACGUCUUCACCAAGAUCUCGGCGGACAUGUUCUCUGGUGCUAUCUUCAUCCAGCAGGCUUUGGGUCUGGAUAUUUACCUGGCUGUCUUCAUCUUGCUGUUGAUUACUGCAUUAUACACUGUAACAGGGGGUCUGGCCGCUGUCAUUUAUACCGACACUCUGCAGUCCUUCAUUAUGGUUGUUGGUGCCUUUAUUCUAAUGGGCUUUGCCUUCCAUGAAGUUGGAGGUUAUAAUGCUUUCAUUGAGAAAUACAUGGAGGCCAUUCCCAGGAUCACCACUGAAGCCGGCUACAACAUCAGUGCCUCCUGCUAUACUCCUCGACCGGACUCCUUUCACAUUUUCAGAAACGCUGUCACUGGAGACCUCCCAUGGCCAGGGCUUGUAUUUGGAUUGUCCAUCUUGGGCAUAUGGUACUGGUGCACUGAUCAGGUAAUUGUUCAGCGUUGUCUCUCUGCCAAAAACAUGUCUCAUGUGAAAGCUGGCUGCAUUCUGUGUGGCUAUCUCAAAUUGCUGCCCAUGUUUCUGAUGGUGUUCCCAGGGAUGAUCAGCAGGAUUUUGUACACAGAUGUGGUCGCUUGUGCAACCCCAGCUCAGUGUGAGGCCAGCUGUAAAGUGAGUGUAGGUUGCAGUAACAUCGCUUAUCCCAGGCUGGUGGUCAAAUUGAUGCCAAAUGGCUUGCGAGGUCUAAUGCUGUCUGUGAUGUUGGCAUCUCUCAUGAGCUCCCUGACUUCCAUCUUUAACAGUGCCAGUACUUUGUUUACCAUGGACAUUUAUGCCAGAAUCCGAAAGCGUGCAACAGAAAAGGAGCUUAUGUUGGCUGGAAGGGUUUUUAUCCUCUUCCUCAUUGGUAUCAGCAUUGCCUGGAUCCCGAUUGUCCAGGCAGCUCAGGGAGGGCAGCUAUUUGACUACAUUCAGUCCAUCACCAGCUACCUGGGCCCUCCAAUUGCUUCUGUCUUCAUAUUGGCAAUCUUCUGCAAACGUGUCAAUGAGCAGGGUGCCUUUUAUGGCCUGGUCAUUGGCCUGUUGAUUGGGCUGUCACGAAUGAUAGCUGAAUUUGCCUUUGGCACAGGCAGCUGUGUGAAGCCCAGCCAGUGCCCUUACAUCAUCUGUGGUAUUCACUAUCUCUACUUUGCCCUCAUUCUCUUUGGAAUCACCUGCAUCAUUGUGGUCUCUGUCUCUUUGAUGACCAAGCCUAUUGAUGACAAGCAUCUGUACCGCCUUUGCUGGAGUUUGCGCAACAGUGUAGAGGAGCGAGUGGACUUGGAGUCUGACAACCUUGAGGUUCAGGAGCAACCAAACGAGGACCAAGGUCCAGUGGAGCCCCCUGGCUGCCUCAAAAAAUUUUACAAUUGGUUUUGUGGAUUCAGCCAAGAUCCAACGCCCACACUCAGCCCAGAAGAAAAGAAGGCAAUGGAAAAGAAGCUGACUGAUACCAGUGAGGCGCCACUCUGGAGAAACGUAGUCAAUGUGAACGGUAUCAUCUUGCUGACAGUGGCUGUGUUUUUCCACGGCUUCUAUGGCUGAAUGCUCUAUUGUAUGUAGAAAGCUGUGUUCAUUCUUGGUUGUCUUGACUGACACCCAAUAGAUUUUAUAAACUUUUUAGCUAAAAGAUCUUCACAUUCAUUCCUUGCAACAAGGAAUAUAUUAUUUACAUGACUUGAAUGAAUUCUUUGAAAAUUAAACAAACAAAUUUUUGAAAAUCAGCGUAAAGUAAUUUGGCAAAGACGUAAAUGAAUUUGAACAUGGAAAGAGGAGAAUAAACAAUGAGAAAAAUGAUUGAAACUUUAGAGCAGGGGGACUGAUAGAUAGUCAUGUUAAUACUAGCAGAGGUGUGUAAGCCUGGCCCAUAUAAACUACAGCACAUUAUAAAAGUCAGAAAAUGUCAAAACACUUCUCAUGUUGCCUAGAUGCAGCUUAUCUUCAGUUCCACAUCACUGAGGAUCAUCAGCUGUGAUUCAAAUCGAACAACUCCUCCAUUCGGUGUGCUUUUGAGUGUCUCAUCAUCAAAUUCUCAGUAAAAGCUCAUAAGGAGGCUUUUAGGAGUUUGUAUUUACCUUUCAUUUGUUUUAAAAGAACGGAACCUGCUUUGAGUCAACUUCACUUUGUGCCACACUUUGGCUGUCAACCAAGUAAGAUGGCUUCCCUUAAACUAUACCUAAUUAUGGAUGGACUGCAAAAACCUUUUCAUCUUCAUGUGUCACCUCCCUUCUAUGUGAUGCAUUUCUAAACCUUCUACCUUUCCACUAAAUCUGUCUGCAGGGAGCCACACAUUGUUCAUGAACGCCUCUUCUGUGUUAUUUGUAAUUAAAUUUGGUAUAAUAAAGUGGGCAGUAGAGCGAUGUUGUGGUUAACACUGCCACCUCACAAAUCCAGGGUUCACUCUGUCCCUGCAUUCCAAAUCUCAUAUUAAAGAUUCGCUCUUGAUAACUCAAUCAGUGUGGCCUUCUGGCAGUGGUGCUGGACUAAAAGACACAGGAUUACUGUUUAAUUUUGCCUUUUUUUCCCCCGAUAUUUCUGUGACAACAGAAACAAGCCUUGAUCCAGCUUGCAUGAAGACUGACAUGGUGACUUGGUGUCUUUAAAACAGCUGUUGCUGGGCAGGGUUUGAUCAUGGUGACAUCCUUACAGUUGUCAAGAGAGUUUAAUAUGCUCUGAGAGAAACUGUAAUCAGUCCAGCAUGUCGAGGUAUAUCAGGGAUGAUGCUCGCAAUGGUUUUUGCAGAAGGGUUCUCCAUGCCAUCAGGAAAGAUCUGGGAGGCACAAGGGAACAACACCACGGAAAGACCAGCGGAUUGUGUAGCAGAUUCUUUCCUCCAUUCCUUUUACCGCCAACAGAUGUUGAGCACCUUCUGUGGAUCAGCAAGUGUAAGGCAUCCAGACCACUCAUUUGUGGUGAAAUUUGAUUCCUGAAAUCCACUGACAUCCAGAUCUGAAGUCCCCUCAGUUUUAAGCCCGCUGAACUGAAGUUGGCUAGCAUCUUCAAAGAUGAUUCCAGCUUCUUCCUGGAGAAUUCAUUGUUAAUGGUGUAGUCUACCAAAGAAUCUCGAACAGCAUUCUUGCCGUUUAGAGAAAACAUUGAAAACAAAUCAGUAAUAUGACAGAAGCACAUGUGAUCACCUAACAUAAAAAUAUACUAUAAAAUUUUAUCAGUGGGAACAAUACAGACCUGUCCAUUUUAAGUCUGUUAUUUUUGUGUGUUGUUUUUAAGAUAAAAUGUAGCUGUAAUGUUUUAUACCUAUUUCAUUUGUGAACCAAUCAUUGCAAAAUUUGUAUUCAGUUGUGAUCUGAUUAUUUCUUCCUAAUAGGCUGCUGUCGCCUUUCAGCAUUAAUCUUAAAUGAAACUGAUUGCUUGGAUUUUUUUUUUUAAUCCUAAACCUCCUUUUACCACAAAUCGGAUGAUUCUGUGAAAGAUUUGAUGUGUAGCCUUUCACCACGGAGAAUGUCUUUUCAGUUUCACUGUAUUAUUUAUGGUUUAACAAAAAGUCAGUAAUUAUUUCAGUAGGAUAAGUUGGGGUCAACAAUCGGACCAAUAUUCAUAAUUGGGCAUAAACUGUAAUUGUCAUGAGUGGUUUA